Molecule: messenger RNA, 333 nt
Organism: Closterium sp. Naga37s-1
Lineage: Eukaryota; Viridiplantae; Streptophyta; Zygnematophyceae; Desmidiales; Closteriaceae
Source: the annotation of a GenBank genome assembly
AUGAAAUACUUGAAACGGAGCGGAAAGAGGUGGGGGGGGCGCACGAGAGCGGGUGGUGCUGAGCGGUGGCUUUUGCUGAGGCAGUCUGGAAUUUCUUCCAUUGCAGGUACUUGUUGGGGAAGAGGAGAGGCGGCAUCACACGUGGAGGUCUGGGCAUUUACAUUGGUGGUAGUGGAGGAGGAGGAGGAGGAGGAGGAGGAGGAGGAGGAGGAGGAGGAGGAGGAGGAGGAGGAGGAGGAGGAGGAGGAGGAGGAGGAGGAGAGAAAAGAGGGGAUUAGCGUCAAGAAGGUAUAUUCAACGGAUCUAUAUGUGGAGACAGAAGCGAUUGGUUGA